UCCGUGGUCAUACUGCAUUGGUCACCUGCUCAUCCACCCGGCUACUUUUAUUAUUAUAUUAAUUUGUUCAAUCAAUAAGCAUAAGAUGUUGAACGAGGCAGAUAGUUUUUCUGACAUAUUUAGAAGUGGCAUACCUUAUUUUCUUCUAAUAGCUCUACCGGUGCUAAUAUCUUGCUCACCUGCAAUGGCAAGCGAAUUCGAAGUUAUGUCCAUGUCCAAAUUCGAUGUUAAUGGGCAACAUUUUGGUAACCGGCUAUCUUCAAUAUCCCUAGAAGCGAGAUCACUGUAUUCAUGGAAUACCUCACGACAUUGUGUUCUUACACGAUUAAUUAAUUUGUCGGUUAAUGAUUUUGACAAAAUACGCCAAAGUGCAGGAGGCCUUAUUGUUAUGUUGCCGUCGAUUAUUUUGGAAUUAGACGUUGAAGCGAAAGAACAUAUAGCUAUUUUAGAGCAAGCAAUGCUCACACAUACUGUGUCAGUUCCAACUUAUUUUGCGCCCUAUAAUAUACACUUGGAAAAAAUAAUUGACGAGAUCACUUAUACAAAUAUAAAAGCUUUUAGCCAAAAUCAAACAUCGGUUGCACAAUUGAUUAUGUCAGUUUCAGCUAAUGGAUAUCAUGCAACUGUAACUGGUACUACUAAAGUCGCAAACAAAAACAGCAAAGUACCAAUUAUCUACGGCGAGUUGGUACCGCAUCAAUUGCAUUUAAAAACCAAUGAUAACGCUGUCGAUGGACACAAAUUACCAGUUAUAUUAAUAACGGCAACUCUAAAAACAUUUGGUGUAUUUAAUGACUACCCGGUGAAUACGGAUAUAACAGUCUUAUUGGCACUCAUAGAAAUGUUUAGUAAGCUGCAUUCUACGACCAAUAUGGCUCCAAACUACCGUCUGCUUUUUUUGAUUUCGGAUACCGGACUCCUUCUUAAUUUUCAAGGUUCUAAGAAAUGGCUUGAAAUGGACGAUAAUUCUUCUCUACAGAAUGUUGAAUUUGUGCUUUGCUUGGAUACCAUCAUAGAAAGUUUAUCCUCCAAUCCAGAUAUGGCUAUGUAUAUGCAUGUUUCUAAACCACCCAAGGAAAAAACGUCAAUAAGCUACUUUUUCAAGCUACUUAAAUCAACGGCAGAAAAAUUUGCAUACAACAUAACAGUAGAAGGUGUCCACAAGAAGAUAAAUUUGGCUGAUUCAAAACUUGCGUGGGAGCAUGAACGAUUCAGCAUAAAACGUUAUCCUUCUUUUACCUUAUCUUCACUGAAAAGCCAUAGAAGCCCAUCGCGAACAACCAUAUUCAAGGAUGAUGAAACACGUAUUUUGACACAAACACUUAAAGCUUCAAGAAUAAUUGCAGAGGCCCUGGCUAGUUUCAUGUACAAAAUGGAACCAACAACAAGUAUUUUUGACGGUCCAUUUGUUAUAAAAGAAGAAAAUGUCUUGCCGUAUUUUGGAAUCAAAUCAGUGUUACAUAACAAUGAUAUUAAAGAUGCUUUUGAAAAGUAUCUUAACAAUGUUAAAAUCAUAUAUGAUAAAGCUGAUAGUCGAGAUCCUGAUUUUAUGUUCUACAACGAAAAUGAUGUGAAACUGAAUGUUUACAGAGUUAAACCAGCGAUUUUUGAUAUUUUCCUCACUGUUUUAAUAGGAUUUUAUUUAUUAACUGUAUUCCUUGGCAUACAAUACUUUCCGCUUUUUUACAAAAAAGUUUCAAGACUUACAAGAGAGGAAACCUUGGUACAAACUAAUGGACACUACACUGAACGACUAAAGUUUAAAUGAAUUUUUUUUUAUGUAUGUCAAUAUCAAUAAAUUUGUGCUAAAUCAAUCUUUAAAUAAUAGGAGAAAUUUAAAUAAAAUAUAAAGU
Molecule: messenger RNA, 1853 nt
Organism: Drosophila obscura
Lineage: Eukaryota; Metazoa; Arthropoda; Insecta; Diptera; Drosophilidae
Product: nicalin
Exons: 6
Coding region: 86-1768 (560 amino acids)
Biological process (GO): regulation of signal transduction
Cellular component (GO): endoplasmic reticulum membrane
Source: RefSeq, a predicted model, not a curated record